AUGAGUGAAAGAAAAGAAAGAACAAAUGGUGGUAACAUUAGAAAGGUAAAUCCGCCACCUCAUUCACAACCACAUCAUCCUCAGCAACAACAACAACAACAACAACAACAACAACAGCAUUUUGUUGCACCCAGCUCGCCUACGUAUCCGCCCUAUGCUACCUUUGUCGAUGUCCCAACGCAAGUCGUCUAUGACCCAAAUGACCCCAACAACACAACCUACGCAUACGUCUAUCCACUGAGCCCACAAUUUUCAGUCCAGUACUAUGCUACGGACAAUACCGCACGUUAUGGUAGCUAUCCAGGAUCGCCCGUGCUUCAUCCUCAUCUUGCAGCCCACUACCACUCACCUCAAAUGCAUCCUUCCAGCCCGCCCUUUAGUCCUACAUUGGCAUCACCCCCCACACAUGCUACAUUUGUGCUGCCCCAUCAUCAGCAACAUUUCCCUCCUUUGCACAUCAGCUCACCUGUAUUGAACGCCUCUUCUCCUCCACAACAUCAGUUUAUUCAGCCAUUGAAUUUUGAUUUGAAAAAGAGACAGGAACAAUUGGAACAGGAAUACGUCCAUUUAACUCAGUUUCAUCCUCAAAACAUUUAUGUGCGUGGGUUGUCUGCUACAGAGACAGAUGAAUCAUUUUUGGAAUUAUGCAGCGUAUAUGGUCCCAUCAGCUCAUCCAAAGCCAUUAUUGAUCAAAAGACGGGCGAAUGUAAGGGAUAUGGAUUUGCCAUGUUUGAAGACCAGGAUCACUGCCAGUUGGCCAUUCAGGGCCUAAAUGCUGCAGGUUACCAGGCAUCGUUAGCCCGAGUUGGACAGGAAUCAUUCAGCUCGAGGUUGAGAAGUCUCCAGGACGAAAAUUCUACCAACAUUUACAUUUCGAACUUGCCUGUCAGCAUGGAUGAAGAAGGACUGGAGGCUCUGUUUAAGCCCUACCAGACAAUAUCAAACCGUAUAUUACGUGACCCACAAUCAGGUAUUAGUAGAGGCGUUGGAUUUGCUAGACUUGGUGAUCGUCAAUCAGCUAGUGCCAUUAUCGAGAAAUACAACGGCCAUUCCAUCACCGGCUCAUCUGCACCCUUGCAAGUGCGUUUUGCUGAUUCACCUGCCCAAAAGAAGCUCAAGAGUCAAACAUCCUCCACCAAAAAGAUAAAGCACCCACGUCAAGACAAUAACACCACCAUAUUCCCCUUUCCUAUUAGACCCAUGAUGCCCAUUACACCCGAAACCAUGCUCGGUAUUGCACCUUCUUCGUCCAACAGUUACCCUCGUUCCAUUGUCACUACGGAACCUAUCCACCACCACCACCACCAUCACCACCACCAAGACUUGUCAGACAUUGAUUCACUUUCAACUGCUGUCAAUCAAUUGGAUUUAAAAGAGAAGAAUAACACAGGUAGCGGCCUUGUGAGACAAUAA
Messenger RNA from Mucor velutinosus, 1413 nucleotides. RefSeq names its product Transcriptional activator. Gene Ontology annotation, molecular function: mRNA binding. The transcript has 3 exons. The record is from RefSeq and is a predicted model, not a curated record. Bases 1 to 1413 code for a protein of 470 amino acids. Gene Ontology annotation, cellular component: nucleus; cytoplasm; ribonucleoprotein complex. NCBI's taxonomy places the organism in Eukaryota, Fungi, Mucoromycota, Mucoromycetes, Mucorales, Mucoraceae.